Molecule: messenger RNA, 2447 nt
Organism: Salarias fasciatus (jewelled blenny)
Lineage: Eukaryota; Metazoa; Chordata; Actinopteri; Blenniiformes; Blenniidae
Gene: tppp
Product: tubulin polymerization promoting protein
Exons: 5
Coding region: 325-1038 (237 amino acids)
Biological process (GO): microtubule bundle formation; microtubule polymerization; positive regulation of protein polymerization
Cellular component (GO): microtubule
Molecular function (GO): tubulin binding
Source: RefSeq, a predicted model, not a curated record
GCACCAUCAGCGUCCGCGCAACAAGCCAGAGGAAAACAGCUCGUCUCUCCAGCCUCUCAGCCAAUCAGCGCUCUGGUUUCUCUUCAGCAUCUCGGAGGGACUCGGCCAUCGGCAGACCUGAGCGCAGGCAGCGCGGAGGAAACACACGCCAGGGCUCCUCGACGCGCAGCUAUGGUUUUGUGAUUUUGGAUUUUGGAGGACUGGGGUCGGCAGGUGAUUAAACGUGUUUCUUUUCCUGCAGCGGUGCUUCAUCAGCACACAAAAAGGAAACACAAGUCAGCAAAUUCAAGCGCCGCGCAAAGGGAAGCAAAUUCCUGCAAAACCAUGGCAGACCAGAAAGACAACAUAGAAGACUUUAAAGUCCAGACAGCCAAGCAUCCCAACAUGAGCUCAGCCCCUUUACGGCCACACAGUGAACAGUCCAGAGACCGGGCGUCCAAACGGCUCUCCACUGAGUCCAAUGGGACCAGCGACGGAGGCAUGGGCUCAUCCACGCCAGUGGAGGUGACCGCUUUGGAGGAGGCGUUUCGACGCUUCGCCAUCCACGGCGACACGCGCGCCACAGGCAAGGAGAUGCACGGCAAGAACUGGUCCAAACUCUGCAAGGACUGCAACGUGAUCGACGGCAAGAACAUCACCCUCACUGACGUGGACAUCGUCUUCAGCAAAGUCAAGAAGAAAACCUGUCGCACCAUCACAUACGACGAGUUCAAGACUGCACUCGGAGAGCUGGCCAGGAAGAAAUACAAAGACAAGACUGGAGAGGAGGCUGAGGCGGAGGUCUUCAAGCUGAUCGAAGGGAAGGCGCCCAUCAUCGCAGGAGUCACGAGAGCCGUGGCGUCCCCGACGGUGAGCCGUCUCACGGACACCACCAAGUUUACAGGGUCGCACAAGGAGCGUUUCGACGACAGCGGACGUGGGAAGGGUAAGGCGGGACGGGUGGACAUAGUUGACACUUCCGGAUACGUUUCGGGAUACAAGCAUCAAGGGUCAUAUGAGAAGAAAGUGAAUAAACCCACUGCGGGCAGACCCAUGUGAGGGCGAAGAUGAGGAAAUAAACAUUUGAUCAACUACUAGGAUGAUUUUCUAUUAAAAGAAUACUCAUAGAAAGCACAAAAGAAUAGGAUUUCGCAUAUUUUCCCUUCCAUCUAUCUUAUGUGUGUGUGUGUCUGUGUGUGUGUGAGGGAGAGAUUUUUGAGUUCCUCUCUUUGUGAAGUGUGAGAACUGGAAAACUGUUUACAUCUAUUUUUACAAAGUCAUCACCAGCUGGUACAUUCCUGUCUGAUAGCGAGUUACUGCCAAACACUGAAGAGAACAAACGAGAGAAACUGUUAUACUGCGGCUUUGUUGUCGUGAUCGGGCCUUAUUAUGAUAUUUAUUGAGCACAAUGAACAAGAAAAACAGAAGCGGGACAAAAGUUUAAUGAAUAACAACAUUGCACUUUUUUUUUUUUAAUGGAGAUGUUUCUCAUUCCUGAUUUGGCUGAAGAAAUGCAUUUUUAAUUUGUUUUGCAGUUUCAGAGUUAAUUGGCACACUUUUUUUUUUUUUUUGGACAAAGAAAGCAUCGGUGUUUAUUUCUUUUGAAAGCUUAUAAAAUGUGUUUUCACUGUUAACUGUUUGUCUGCCAUCUGCACUUGUCAACUGCUGAUAAUCUACUGUUUAUUGUUAAAUUAUUCCAUAAGCUCAGUGUUUUUCCAUUAUUUGCAUUCAGCGCCGACCAUGAUCAUAUACAAUGGGAGUUUCGUUGGAUCUCUUGCAAAUCCUCUGUAAAUGGAUUUUUUUUGUCACCUGUCUGAAUGAAAAUCUGUGACUUUUGUCAUCUUAUUGCAUUUUUUUCUUAUUUUUAUAAAGUAUAUCAAAAGAUGUUCACGCACCUGAUUAUAACUCACAGAGCUUUUCCUUUUUCAUCAUCCUGUCUAAUUACAAAUCAGCCCUUUUGCAAACAUUCACGACUCGGAGAAAUCAGCUGAAAGAAAAAGCUGCAACCACAGUAGAUGAGCUCAGUUGUACAAGAUUGUAUUUUUAACGUUUUACUUCAAGUAUUUCCUCAUCAGAUUUAUAUACGGUAGUUCUAAUAUAUUUGUGGUAAGAUUGUGUAUAUUCUUAAACCUUUUAGCCACACGGCUUAAUUUAUGACACUGGCUCCAUGUUUGAUUUCCUGUAUUGCUGUACUUUGUGCAUGUUCUGUAUAUUACAUUUGAUUCAGAAGCAUAUAGACGGGAGCAGGAGUCUGUCGCAUCAGCGCUGCUGUGAGGACCGACUCGUGGACAGACUUAAAUAUUUUCUUGCGGAAAAAAAAUAUUGAGUCAUGAGUUUUGUUGGAUCAUGACAAAAUCUUGUAUUGCUUGAAAUCAAUGUGUAUCAACGUGUACGUGAACAAAGUCAGCUAUCCUCUGAUGCUGUUGUAUUUGUCCGACUAAAAAAAAAAAAAAAAAAACAACAAAAAA